Messenger RNA from Oncorhynchus nerka (sockeye salmon), 4653 nucleotides. Its product is annotated as clathrin coat assembly protein AP180-like. Gene Ontology annotation, biological process: clathrin coat assembly; clathrin-dependent endocytosis; synaptic vesicle budding from presynaptic endocytic zone membrane. The transcript has 26 exons. Gene Ontology annotation, cellular component: clathrin-coated pit; extrinsic component of presynaptic endocytic zone membrane; synaptic vesicle. The record is from RefSeq and is a predicted model, not a curated record. Lineage: Eukaryota; Metazoa; Chordata; Actinopteri; Salmoniformes; Salmonidae. Gene Ontology annotation, molecular function: phosphatidylinositol-4,5-bisphosphate binding; clathrin heavy chain binding; SNARE binding. The coding region runs from base 964 to 2979 and encodes 671 amino acids.
CCCCUUUAAGAACGCGCCACGGUGAGCGUGGGAUGGACGUGUGUCGGUUUGUUAAUGAAGUGUCACCUGACCCUGUCCUAACAUUGCACGGGGGGAGAGGAUAUAUAGUCCAAAUAAACAUACAUUCGAGUGAGUGGAAGACACAAUUAUUUCCAACAUCUCCAUACAGUAUAGCCUAGUAGCCUAUUCAGCCUCCUUGGAUUGGUGCGCCGGUCAGUGUUGGCUCUUGGCACAGGGGUUAGAGGCACAUCUGCUGUCGACAGAGGCUCGUUGUCCUUCUCUAUCAGACAUUCUUGAUCAGAAGAAAACGUCCGGAGCGAAGAUUUUAAUCAACGAGCCGACUGUGCGUCACUACAAAAUCGUUAUUUUGAAAGCGCCCCCGUGCAUUUGACUCCUUCGGUUUGCCUUUUUUCCGUGCGUCGUGGAGAAGGAAACACUGACGGUGUAUCCGAUGCUCCCGCAAAACGGAUAACGGAAUAUUCUAUGUAUGUUUGACGAAGGUUGGACAUUUGGCCAAACCCAUUCAUUGUAAGGAUAAGAAUCGCUGCGCGGUCGCAACGUUUUCAAUCUCCUGAUUGCUUCUUUAUUAUUGCUUUAUUGCUGUGGGCUGAGGAAAUACAUUGUAUUUCUAGCGUAGUGUUACGUAAGAGUGACUUUAUCCAAGGUGCUGAAUUUAACGGUAUAGCGGGACAUAGAAGGAAGAAGGCAAUCUUGUUUAAGUCUACCCAGGUCAGAGCACACAUCAACGUGACCCAAUUAUUUAAUGAAAUAUUUAUUUAUUUAUUUGAGCUAAUAUUGCAAAUUGUUCGCCCAUCCAGAAGGUCACAGGCCUAUACGUGGGAGAUUUGGAGAGGACCGCACAGCACUGGCAUCGUUGAUACCCGUAUUCCUGUAGCAAGACCGCCUUUUAUUUCUCUCUUUGGUUAAAUCAAUUCUUAAGGUGGUCGACUACACGAGGAGAAAAUGUCGGGGCAGACGCUCACGGAUCGUAUUGCCGCUGCGCAGUACCAGUUGACGGGAUCAGAGGUAUCCCGCGCCGUCUGCAAAGCCACCACUCACGAGGUGAUGGCGCCCAAGAAAAAGCACCUGGAAUAUCUGAUAUCGGCUACCAAUGCGACCAACGUGAACAUCCCUCAGAUGGCCGACACUCUGUUUGAGAGGGCCACCAACGCCAGCUGGAUUGUCGUCUUCAAGGCCCUAGUCACCACACACCACAUGUGUGUCCAUGGAAACGAGAGGUUCAUCCAAUACCUGGCCUCCAGGACCGCUCUGUUCAACCUCAGCAACUUUAUCGACAAAACAGGCUCCCACGGCUAUGACAUGUCUACGUUCAUCAGACGUUACGGCCGCUACCUCAAUGAGAGGGCCUUUGCCUAUCGCCAGAUGGCUUUCGACUUCACCAAAGUCAAGAAGGGUGCUGAAGGGGUGAUGAGGACAAUGGCUCCAGACAAGCUGUUAAAAGGCAUGCCCGUCCUGCAGACCCAGAUCGACACACUGCUGGAGUUUGAUGUCCACCCCAAGGAGCUGAAUAACCCUAUCAUCAACGCAGCGUUCCUGCUGCUCUUCAAGGAUCUGGUCAAGCUGUUUGCCUCCUACAACGAUGGGGUCAUCAAUCUAUUAGAGAAAUACUUUAAGAUGAAGAAGAGCGACUGCAAGGAGGCCUUGGAGAUCUAUAAGAGGUUCCUGACCAGGGUCACCAAGAUUGGAGAGUUCAUGAAGCUCGCUGAGACAGUCGGUGUCGAAAAAAAUGACAUUCCAGACAUCAACUAUGCUCCCAGUAGCAUCCUGGAGUCUCUGGAGACACACAUGAACAGCUUGGAGGGGAAGAAGGGUGAAGGGUCUCCAACAAAGGGGUCCCCCACCAAUAACGUGUCCCCGACCUCCACCCCCGCCAAAUCUGCAGCCGCCGUGCCCACCCUAGUGCCGCCACCCGAAGAAGCCACUGAUUCUCUGUUGGAUCUGGACCCUCUGUCCUCCUCUGGUCCGUCAGCAGGAGCCUCAGCAGCCCCUAUGUCCUGGGGAGACCUCCUUGGAUCAGAUGCGUUUUCGACCCCUGCUCCCGCCUCUGAUGCCUCUGCCACUGCCGAGGGCGGGGCUCCGGCCCCGGCCCCCACGCCAACCCCAGCUGCCGACGCUGCAGCCGACCCCUUUGCCCCCACUGGUAGCAGCUCAAAUGCAGUAGGCCCAGGGCUGGACCUGUUUGCCAUGAUGCCAAUGGAGAACAACUGCUUUAACUCAGUGGCGCCCCCUCCUGCCCCCUCAUCCACCAUCGCAGCACCCACCCCCCCCACCACUCCAUCGAUAGACCUCUUCAGUGCUAUGUUUGAUUCAAUGCCAGAUCCAAGCUUCACCAAAGCAGACCCUGCCCCCAGUGUUGACAUGUUUGGAGCAGAUGCAUUCUCCUCCCCUGCCCCCUUCCUCUCCUCAGACCCCCCAACUGACAAGGGGGCGAUCAUGGACAUGUUUGGGGACUCCACCGGUGGAGAAACCCAACCUGCUGCACCUGCAGCUGCCUCUGGUGCUGAGCUGAUGGCAGCGUUUGAUGGUCUAGGGGAUGUGUUGAUGCCUGCCAUGACGCCCCAGACUGGGGCCGCCUCAUCUCCAGUUAAACAUAUGGGAGGGGACCUAGACGCCACCAUGGCUAACAUGGCUAGCAAUCUGGGAAUGGGAGGCCAAAAAACGGGGGAGAACACGAUGGGAAGUGGAGGCUGGUCAACUCCUCAGGUAGCUCCUCCAAGUUGGGGCGCUCCCAUGAACGUUCCAAUGGGAUCCCCUUCUUUUAUGGGGUCUUACCAAGGAUUCAGCAUGGGCGGGGCGGCCGGCGCUGGAGCUCCCAUGAUGCCCAUGGUUAGGCCAGGCUUUGGAGCCCCUGCAGCCCCAGGAGCACCGAUGGGAUCUCCAGGGAUGGCCGGGAGCCCGAGGAGGCCUCCGCCCCCCAAGAAUGCCCUGGAUGACCUCAACAUCAAGGACUUCAUGUAAACCCCUCUAACCCAUCCCUCUGAGAGGUUGUUGUUAUGUCUGGAGCUGUGGAUGUGGAUGUGUGCACCCCCGUCUCCCUCCUGUCACGCCCCAGCCCCUUCAGCCAAUCAACCAUCAGCACUACGACCCCUGUCCUCUGACUUCCCCGUAACCUCUGUCUGCUGUUGUAGCAAAAGCUGUGGAUGUGAAUCAUAGACACAGAAAACUAAACUGUGUAUGAGUGUGUGUGUGUACUUCAAUGUUAUCCUUUACCUAAACUAAGAAAAAAAUGUACCAUAAAAAAUGAUAGUGUAUUUAGAUUUGUUCUGGAACUCCCACGUGUCAGCUGACUUGGAAUGGUGGAUCUGUGUUGAUUUUCUUGCGCGUUUCCCAGACGAGGAUUGUGUUGUUAACCGUGGACUGUGUUCGGUGUGUGUAAACCUCACUGGCCAAUCCCUGCCCUAUCCUCUCCCUCGCUAUCCAAUCAAAUUUGUAUAUUGCUGUCUUUCUAACAUUAUUCAACACUUAGUUGUACUCCUCUCCAUUAAUUGAGCCACCCAGCCUCUGAGAACAGAUGCAGUAAUAUUGAAAUAUGUACAACUGUCACCACAAAUCUGGGUUUACGAGAUGACAAAUCAUACGACAAAAUGUUUUGUUUUUAUUUUGUCUAUUUUUUUGAUUGUGUGUUACAUGCAACAUUUGUGGACUAUGUUCAAAUUGACAUAUGCAUUUUAGAAUAUUUUUAAGUAUAGAUUAUACAUAUAUUUAUUUCAUCUUUAUUUUGAGAGAAAAUGUAUCAUAUAUUUUAGUUAUGUCUGAAUUCUAGGGUUUUAAAAAAUUCAAGCAGUUUCGAAAAAUAUCUCAUCUGUAUUUGGAGGCAGCACUGAAUGCAACUCAGCCCCCAGUGUUUACUGUGGCUCACCCUGUUGGUGUGGAGUGUUACUGCAUUUGACCAUGUCAAGUGAAGUUGAUCUAGGCUGCAUCCAAAUACUUUUAAAAAAUCCUCAUUUACUUGUCUCCUUUACUUAACGGCCAAUUAUCUGAAUUGAAUUGAUAGGUGAAAGGCAAUUGGUGAAAACCAACCAGUGGUCAUGAAAUGAAGGAGACAAGGAAAGGAGGUUUGUAAAUAUUGUUGGGACACAGCCCAUGUCAACCUAAGGCUUAGGUGGCAAACUCAUUCCACGGAGGACCGAGUGUCUGCAGGUUUUCGCUCCUACUUUGUACUGGAUUGAUGAAUUUAAGGUGACUAAUGAGUAAGGAACUCCCCACACGUGGUUGUCUAGGGCUUAAUUGAAAGGACAAACCAAAAAAAACAGCAGACACUAGGCACUUCAUGGAAUGAUUUUGACAAGCCUGACCUAAGGUCAUUGUGGAGCAGUGAUCAGUAGAGUUGUAUUGUCUCCCGUAGCAACACUCCAGAGGUGUUGGGAACUCGUUAGCUGUAAACCGCUCAGAUGUACACUGGAUGUUCUAUGUGUUGGUUUUCUUCCAAAGUGACUAUCUUAAUCUGUUGUGGGGAAAAAAGUAUUGAGAAAGAAAAAGAGGAAUAAAACGUAUAAAAUAAAAAAUGUGGAUAACAAUAUUUGCUAUAUAUUUGGUUGAAGGCCGUGUUUGGUUCUUGGAUGGCAUCACUCCUCUCCUCUCCCCCACUUGCAUGUGAGUCCCUUGAGAUGCAAUAAAAUACAAAUACACUGA